GGGAUGUCGGCCACAGCUCCAUUACCACUGCUUGUACUGCAGCUCAACAUUAAUAAGAAAACCAGAUUUUUUAAAACAUCUGGAUUUGUGUGAAAAGUCAACCACCCAGGCACCACUGACAGUGUCACCGCAGGCCACCACCCAGGCAACACCGAAGCCACCGCAGGCCACCACCCAGGCACCACUGCAGGCCACCACCCAGGCACCACCGAUGCCACUUCAGGCCACCACCCAGGCACCACCUAGUAGGCUCUGUGUGAAGCCUGUCCUAAAAAAGAAAUGUCCCAUAUGUCAGACCAUAAUGAAUGAAAGGAACUUAAAAAGACACAUUGAAAGGAAGCACAUGGCCAAACAAAAAGACAUAACCGCCACAUCCCACCUUGACAUUGAGUGUGUAGAUCCUGAAAAUGGGAUCUAUACUGUCCAAAAAUCAUUUCUUGGGACUAGUAACCCGCUGCAUGUACAGAAGAAGCUAUGGGGGGAAAAUCAGCAGGUUUUUUGUGAAUCUUCAGAAUGCCAGGUGAACAUGGAGCUAGCAUGGAGGAGUGGGCUGAAAGCUUACCAGUGUAUUCACCUGAGGUCUAUAAAUUACUGUUCAUCAUAUGUUGCCAGUCCAACAUUACAGGAAGAUAUACUCGAGGAGAUGGUCCAAAGCAAGUGGUUUGGGAAGGACAAAAUGAAAGUAUGCCUUGAUCAGCAACUACUUGCAACAAAUCAGCACAAACCCCUUUCCAUACAAACCAAAAUUGGAACGCCUGAGACCAAAAUUUGUAUCUCUGUUUAUGAGCCAAAUAUAUCAUACUACAGCCGGCUGGAAAGAGUGAUCGUCUCAUACGACACUAAAAAGAAUUCAUGGCACUGUGCAUUUACAAAAUCAACAAGAUCGUGCACACACAAAUACAUAGCAAAAUGGCAUUUAUUCCAAACAAGCCGCAGUCUUUUCCGAUUGUGACAAGGCAGGGAUUUGCUUUUCAUGAGAUGGACAUGCCUUUGAUCAGGGAGUGGUGGUGCCUUCUUCUAAUGGAGCGUUUCAAAAUAGAAGGUCAUGGGCAGCGGUUUGCAUUCUGGACAACUGAGGCCAUAAGCCUGAUUAAGGGAGACCUGCCACCCGUGUUCAGAGUGCCUAGGCAGAGUGGCCUCACUACUCAAGUUCCACCCCACAUUCAAGCAGUCAGUGGCCGCACUGAGGCUGAAAAGGCACUGGUGGACUUCAUUGUGCACUCACAAGGAGCUGAGCAGCAUUUGAUGAGUAUACUUGGUGGCAAGCCAUCCAAGUGGGCAGUGAUGAAACAGGUCCCAGUCUACCUGGACAGUGAAGAGGAACAGAAAACUCUCUUCACCCAUCGCCAUCAUAUAUGGCAUCUCUGCCUUACUGUAAAUGCCAUUUCAUGGGAGGAGGCAGAGCAGGUCUUCCUGGCAGGGCCUGCUGUCGAUCAAAGUGAAGUGGACAAGUUCUGCAGGAGGCUGGAAAGGCAGAUGAGGAAGGAAGGAGCGCUGCCAUAAUAUGAAGGCUAUUUGUUGAAGCCUGUGAAAUAAAACAUUUGAAACCA
Eleginops maclovinus (Patagonian blennie) is the source of this 1550-nucleotide messenger RNA. RefSeq lists its product as uncharacterized. The record is from RefSeq and is a predicted model, not a curated record. Lineage: Eukaryota; Metazoa; Chordata; Actinopteri; Perciformes; Eleginopidae. The transcript has 6 exons. The coding region runs from base 853 to 1503 and encodes 216 amino acids.